Cucurbita maxima (winter squash) is the source of this 1241-nucleotide messenger RNA. Its product is annotated as purine permease 3-like. Bases 37 to 1152 code for a protein of 371 amino acids. The record is from RefSeq and is a predicted model, not a curated record. The transcript is spliced from 2 exons. NCBI's taxonomy places the organism in Eukaryota, Viridiplantae, Streptophyta, Magnoliopsida, Cucurbitales, Cucurbitaceae. Gene Ontology annotation, cellular component: membrane. Gene Ontology annotation, molecular function: purine nucleoside transmembrane transporter activity.
UCCUCCAUUCACAAAUUUCUCGAUCACAACUCUAAAAUGCAUUCCCAACCCUCAGAAUCUUACGUUCAUAAUCAAACAAAACAUGAACAACCAAACCAAUCGCCGGAUACCGCCGUCAAAAAGUUCCUCCUCGCCUUUAAUUGUGUCUUGAUGUCCAUCGGCAACUGCGGCGGCCCUCUGAUUCUACGCCUCUACUUCAUUCACGGCGGCAACCGCGUCUGGCUCUCCAGUUGGCUGUUAACCGGCGGUUGGCCGAUUAUCUUACUCCCUUUGGUCAUUAGUUACUUCCAACGCCUUCGCACUUCCGCCGCCGGAACGACGACGGAGUUGAUCUUCAUAAAGCCGCGUUUGUUCUUCGCCUCUGCUGUAAUCGGCCUUCUCACCGGACUCGAUAAUUACCUUUACGCUUACGGCGUGGCGCGGCUGCCGGUUUCGACUUCUUCACUGAUUAUUGCGUCACAGUUGGCGUUCACGGCUGGGUUUGCGUUUUUGCUGGUGAAACAGAGGUUCACGAGCUACUCUGUAAACGCCGUCGUUUUACUGACGCUUGGUGGGGCGAUUUUGGCGUUGCACUCUAGCGGAGACCGGCCGGCCGGAGAGUCGAAUAAAGAGUACAUCGCCGGAUUCUUGAUGACGGUGGGGGCGUCGGUGUUGUACGGAUUUGUGUUGCCGCUGAUUGAAUUGACGUACAAGAAAGCUAAACAAAAUCUUACAUACACUUUGGUGUUGGAAACUCAGUUCGUGAUAUCUUUAUUUGCUACGAUUCUAUGUACCAUUGGAAUGCUCAUCAACAAUGAUUUUCAGGCAAUUCCAAGGGAAGGAACAGAGUUUGGGCUUGGAAAGACGAAUUACUACGUGAUAUUAGCGUUGAGCACCGUAGUCUGGCAAUGUUUCUUCGUGGGUGCCGUCGGAGUUAUCUUCUACUCUUCCUCCCUGUUUUCAGGUGUAGUAAUUGCUCUGUUAUUGCCGGCGACGGAGAUACUCGCCGUCAUCUUUUUCCGGGAGAAUUUUCAGGCGGAAAAGGGCGUCUCACUGGCUCUCAACCUCUGGGGCUUUGUGUCUUAUUUUUAUGGCGAGUUUAAGCAAAGCAGCAAGAAGAAGCUGCAGCUACCAAGAACUCAAGGAAGUGCUAUUCAAAUUCCCAAUGUUUGAAGAUUCUGUAUGUAGGGAGCUACUAGUUUUAGUGAUAAACCACUGUCCAAAAAUAGCAAUAAUAAAGAAGAGAGUUGAAAGUGUAUUAA